Rhagoletis pomonella (apple maggot) is the source of this 1678-nucleotide messenger RNA. Its product is annotated as putative mediator of RNA polymerase II transcription subunit 26. The record is from RefSeq and is a predicted model, not a curated record. NCBI's taxonomy places the organism in Eukaryota, Metazoa, Arthropoda, Insecta, Diptera, Tephritidae. The coding region runs from base 59 to 1678 and encodes 539 amino acids. The transcript has 2 exons.
UUUAAGUAAAAAUAAAUAAACAAAAAUAUUUGCAUACAAAGCACACAAACUAGAAAAUAUGAAAAUAUUAAAAGUGAAUUUAACGGUGCUCGUGUUGGCACCUUUUUUGCUAUGUGGCUUUGUGCAUUGUGAAAAUGAGUUCGAACGCACAGAAAGACCAACGAAAACUCCCACCUCAACAACUCAAGCGCCAGCGGUUGUCGAAACUACCACCGCCGCCGCCGCGCCAGUUGUAGGCGAUAGCACUCGAUAUGCGCGUCUCAUGAAGGUCCUUCGGGACCCCAAGGCGUUUGCCGCUCAGCGCUACCAUGCCGCAACGCAGCGUGUAAUCGCGCGCGCUGACCAUCUACCACCAGCAGGCCUCCCCUACCGUCGUGCUUUACAGCCGCAUGCCGCCGCGGCGGCGCCACCUUCUGCUUACCACAAGGUGCGCCCGCCAAUUAUGCGUCGCGUCCAAAAUGGACUACCCGUAAAUGGCGCGCCACCGCGUUUUGCCUACGAUACGCCCAAAGGCGGCCAAAACCAUUUGCCUUCUAAGAGUUUAGUGCCAUUCAAUGCAGGCAAAGUGAGCGUUUAUCGCCCGCCAUUCACGUACGCGCAACAGCAAACGCAUCCAAACUCCUUAGUGCUACAGUCCGCUGCGACUGUUCAAGCUACUAAGCAUCAGCUACAGCAGCCACAGACACAUUUUGGGGAAUAUAAUUUCAAAGCAUCGCCACUCUUCAGCGGCAAGGCGAUUGUGCGACCGCUACUCGAGCCGCACGAUCCAAACUACAGGCAACAUUUGCAGCAACUACAGCAGUAUGCAGGCAAACCACAGCAAAUGGUGCAACAAUAUCCCAUACCACAACAUCAGCAACACCAGCAGCAGCAGCAGCAGCAACAGAGCACCUCACAUUUCCCUACACUCUACCAGUCUGCGCUGAAACAAACUGCCAACCGCGCGCCAACGUUUCACUACGAAACGAUGCGCCCGCACGAGGAACCCGUCCUCCAUCCACAUGUAAAGCAUGAGCAACCACCGCCAGGUAGCGCCGGAUAUGCGGUGUACGAACACAACGAUUUGGCUGAAGAGGAGCAAGCGUACGCGCAUCCACACGCGAACUAUCCGCCUACCGCGCGUACAGAGGAACUAUCGCAACAGUAUCAAAGAUUACAGCAGCAGAGUCAACGAGCAAAUCCUGACACCACUGCAAGCGAACAACAAGCUGAGGAAUAUAUAAAAUUUAUGAACUCCAAUGAUUAUUUUCUACCAAAGCGUGAACCCAACUAUAGGCAGCGGGAUACACAGCAGGAUAGCCAGCAGCUGCAACUACAGCAGCACAAGCAGCAACGGGAGCGUGAGCAACAACAACAGCAACAAACUACGCACAACCACUACCCGCACGCGCAGUCGCAGGCGCAAGCACAGCAGCAACAUUCGCAGCAUAUACAAUACAGUAAAGCUUCAGUUCAGCCACAAGCUGCCUCCACCACACACCCAAGUCCGCCUGAGCAGCUCAACACAAACACAACAGCACCACAACACAAUAGACCACACCACAACCACAACAGACCACACUACAGACACAACCGCACUACCACCCACGCGCCGCCGCUAACAACUCCUGGUUCCUCCAACGAUCUGUACAUCACAACACACUUCACUCACACCGCGCAUGACAAUAACUCUCCCUAG